UAUAAAUCGCCGCGACGUCCUGUCACUCGCACAUGAAAACCUCCAUACUGCACAUAAUGCGACGCUACGGCAACUAUCGAACCUGGAGGUGGAGAACCGCCAGAUCCACGACAAAAAUCGGGAACUAGUGCGUCAGCUAUUGGAACUGACCGGUCCGGAUGGUUCGUGGAGGGACCAACUGGAAGAUCGGGAUCUCCGGGCGCAACUGGACGCGCUAGAUGCGGAGCAGCAGAAGUGCCAAGCGCGUUGGGAAGUCAUAAAGAACGUUGCUAGCGCCAUUGUGGUUGGCAGUGGCGUAAACUGGGCAGAUGAUGACAAGCUCAAUGCACUUGUGCUUGAUGAAUCCGAUGAUUGAUUUAUUCAUCUGUUUAUUUUGUGUCGUCGAUUGUUGGCUAAUCGAUGUUCAGCUGUACGUAAGACUUUGGAGAAUUAAUUGUCACUCCAUUCUAUGUACAUUUUUACACUGCAUAUAAGUACAUACGGGAGUGUGAUCCGGAUUUGCUGGAACAUACCCAAAACUACACAACCGAUGGCUGCCUGGAGCAAUGACGAUAAUACUUGGAUUAUCCAUAUGUCAGAUUGCUGCCUUCAUUCCCUUCUACAUCUCCUAUUCUCGUCAACAACUCUCCCAGUCUACCUUGCGCAGUUAUCAAAAAUGGCGAAUUCGAAUACAGAUAGUGAAUACGGACCAGAUAUCUUCCCAGACCCUGUCAAGCUCCAAAUAGAAGGAUAUACCAAAGGGAGAUGCUGGGUGUGCGGAUCAUAUUACGCAGAAGCAUGUCAUGUCAUCGGGCAAUACAAGCCCAGCUAUAUGUCUACUGCGAACGGCAUCACUCUGUGCCAGUUUUGUCAUUUUCAAUAUGAUAAAGCCGAUCCAGGUCUCGUACUUUUGCCCGAAGAUUUGGACUAUUUUAUUCAGUUCGAGCUGAACGAGAGGGGGAAGAAAGGCAGACAAUCCCGUGUGGUCCCUACGGCCGAAGAUUAUAAAGACUAUCAAAUCUCGCAGGGCAAGGUUUCUGCAAAGGAUAUAGGGGGCCUAUACAGACCUGUCUUCUUGGAGGACUACGCACUGGGCGGGCAACUGACAGAUGACUAUGUGGAAAUGCUCUCUGAACCGCGUCCCUGGCACGGGGACCCAAUGGGUGCCAUAUGUCGGAGUAUCCUUGUGCUGGGUGGUCCUCGAGAAUGUGUUGUGGAGGAGGAGGAGGAGGAGGAGGAAGAGGAGACGCGAGUUCAGCUGGAAACCCUCAAGCAUUUGUACUUUUUCGACCAUGGGUUGCGUGAAAAGAGCCUCUCCAACACCCAAUGCGAUGACCAAUACAAGAGGCCAUGGUCGCACGAAGACGAUGAUGAUCAUGGCGAGCAAAAGAAACUGAAGAGUGACAAAUGGGAGGAGGAUUCAGAUAGAACGCUACAGGCCAGUCCUCGGCCUUGUGACAGUCAAUGGUCAUUGGGGCCAGAAUCUACCUCAGAACAGGCCAUACGACGGUUUGCAUCUGACAAAGCUGACCACAGUGCGUCUAAAUGAGAACAAUCAUGGUUGCUAAAUAAAAAUGAACUUGCUGUAUUUAUUACUCCUACAUAGUAGUAGUAGUAGUAGUCCUACAGAAGUCAAACAGUUCGCCG
Messenger RNA from Aspergillus glaucus CBS 516.65, 1626 nucleotides. RefSeq lists its product as uncharacterized. NCBI's taxonomy places the organism in Eukaryota, Fungi, Ascomycota, Eurotiomycetes, Eurotiales, Aspergillaceae. The record is from RefSeq and is a predicted model, not a curated record. The transcript has 2 exons. The coding region runs from base 449 to 1528 and encodes 359 amino acids.